UUGAACCAUGUACUCCGCAAAGAAGUCUGCCGUUCUGGCCCUGAUGCUCGUCCAGCUGGUGGGCCUCAUUCAAGGCGGAUCCUACAGCUAUGAGGACACGUGGGUGUACAUGUAUUCGAAUACUGACUUCCCCGACAACGCUGUCCUCGGAGGCCUCGAUUCCGAAGGUUACUACAACUAUGUGGGCCGUGUGGUGCACAGCUCCAACAUCCUUCCUGCCCGAGUGGUUCCAGAGCUGAACAAGGCCUCCUACAACACGGACACCAUUGGUUCCCAGACCAAAGCCUAUGAGGUGCUCGUGUCCAACGACACCGUCCGGUACCACUGGCAGCACAGCUUCGACGGCUUCCUGGAGAAAAGCGCCGUAUCCGUGGGAACUAACGCCAGCAACGACCGAGUCUACAUCUGUCGCCUCAGGACGGACGAGGGACUCCUCGUGGGCACCCUCUUACUGGCCAAGCGCGUCUGCAUCGUGAAGAUCGACGAGAUGCCACUGAGGACGUCCGACAAGUACGAGAUCCUGAUUAGGGAACGCAAGGCGGCACAGUUUAGUCCAUUCGGUGUUUGAAUCGAAGCAGGAACUUGUUAAAACAAAUUUAUUAAAUGCAAAUAAAAUCAUAUAUAUAUUUAUUUAAA
Drosophila persimilis is the source of this 636-nucleotide messenger RNA. RefSeq lists its product as uncharacterized. The record is from RefSeq and is a predicted model, not a curated record. The transcript has a single exon. The coding region runs from base 8 to 568 and encodes 186 amino acids. NCBI's taxonomy places the organism in Eukaryota, Metazoa, Arthropoda, Insecta, Diptera, Drosophilidae.